Messenger RNA from Austrofundulus limnaeus, 3322 nucleotides. It is a transcript of the gene cass4, whose product is annotated as Cas scaffold protein family member 4. Gene Ontology annotation, biological process: cell migration; cell surface receptor protein tyrosine kinase signaling pathway. Lineage: Eukaryota; Metazoa; Chordata; Actinopteri; Cyprinodontiformes; Rivulidae. Gene Ontology annotation, cellular component: cytoplasm; plasma membrane. The transcript has 7 exons. Gene Ontology annotation, molecular function: protein binding. The coding region runs from base 629 to 2965 and encodes 778 amino acids. The record is from RefSeq and is a predicted model, not a curated record.
UUAACAAACUGGCUUUAAGCUUUGGAGACAUUCUCAGUUUUUAGAUAUUAAUAUCAAGGUUUGACCAGAACAGCUGUCAUAGAUCAGUCUAUGAGUUAACUCAAGGAAUGUUAGGUCUUUAAUUUUAUUUUCAUUUGGGCUGGACGGUCAGGGUGCCUCAUUGUCUUUUUCUUGCCCCUAACCCCUAGCUCAGCUCUGAGACGCUGUCGCUCAGACAGCAACAACGAAAUGCAGAAGAAUGUCUGCUUCAACCCCCCUUCUGUUACCGUACGGUUCAAGUGUCAGAUCGUAGCUGGAAUCAACUCAGAUCCACAGACAGUAAUUAAAUUUAAACUGGUCUGAGGAGAGAAUGAGUGAGAAAUGACAAACUUCUGCUUUACUUGGAAAAAAAGUUGACUGAAGGGGGAAAUAGUGGUUGUGUAGCUGCAGAAGUGUGUGUGUGUGUGUUGGGGUAUCUGCCAGCCAAUGAGUGUUAAGGACAGCAGCUGUGUCUCUGACAGGGAGCCUGCUCUCUCCGCCCCGUGUGUUGAACAGCAGCCUGCUCUCGGACGGAGCUCAGACUGAAUGAGAGGCUCCUGAUGGUCCACUGAACAGAGACGCUUCAGUCUGCAGGGACAAGUCUGCCACCAUGGAGAAACUUGCCACAGCUCUGUAUGACAACACGGCAGAGUGCGCGGAUGAGCUCGCUUUCAAAAAGGGCGACAUCAUCACGGUGAUGGAUGAAAACGUGGCCGGCACCAGUGGUUGGUGGAUGUGCUCCCUGCAUGGACGCCAAGGCCUGGCCCCUGCCAACAGACUGAAACUUUUACCAGCGAGCAGAGCUUCUGCAGGCUCCUCAAACCACUGUGUGGAGAAACGCACAGCAGUCCAGGCCAACAGCCACAUCAGGGCUCAUGGUAUUUACCAGAUCCCAAAUGGGUCCAGACCAGUCACCGACCCUGCCUAUGAAAUCAUGGAUAUGAUCUACAACAUCCCGUCCGGUCCGUUAUCAACUUCACAGAGUCUGACCAUAUUAACUCACAGCACGGACGACCCAGAGGACAAAAAGGUCUCAGUCUUCAACAUGUCAUCCACUUCAAAAGGAGAAGUUUAUGAUGUCCCAGUGCAGGCGAGGCAGGCCCUGCUCACUGAAUCAACAGCUCCAGGUCAAAUGCUACUGAAGAAAACACAUAUUCCACCUUCCAGUCUGGACAGGAGAAUUAACUCUCCAGAAAAUACUAGUGGCAGUUCAAGAGACUUUUUUGACCCAAACUAUGACUUUCCGGUUCCCUCAGCCACUGAAUGCCACGAGAGAAUUGUUGGUGAAUACAGGACUCUUCCUAAUCCUCGCAAACCUGAAUGGAUCUACGAUGUGCCAGUGGGCUCGGGGAAACUGAGUCCAAUCCAAGGCAUCUAUGACACUCUGCCCUCCAAAUCCACUCACAGGCUGAUAUAUGACACCCCUCCAUCAUCUGCUGGAUCUGUUCAAACCAGAAAUGACCCUGGCUCUCUGUAUGACAUACCAAAGUCUGAUCCUCUAGAUAUCUCUAGUCCAGAAAAAGGGCUCCAACAAGUUCCACCUGACGACAAGCCCCCAACCCAAGCACCUACAGAGUCAGUGAAGGAAGACCCCCUGAGCAGAGCCGGGACUGAUUCAGGUGAUCAGAAUCCCCUGGUGAGCAGGGCUGACCUAAGCACUGAGCUCAAAAGGGUGCGCCUGCAGCGGAUGAGGAAUUUUUUGGCUUGUACGACCUUCUGUGAUCUUCCAGGAGGGAAAGAAGCAGCUGUGCAGGAAGAGAAGCAAAGCAGACACUCAGACUCAGCAGACAGUCAAAGGAUCAGCACAGCCUCCAGCUCUUCCUCCAGCUCUUGUGACUCUUUUGCUUUGAGCUCCUCUCCUGAACCUCCACGAGAAGUGACGCUCAGUCACAACGAGGCCUGCCGCCGAGUCCUGGACCUGCAGGAGUCGGUCUGCAGGACGGUGCCGCAGCUCAUGGAUUUUGUCAGCAGUAACUGGAGAUGUAAAGAACACCUGGAACAUCAUCUGACAGAAAUCAAAGAAGCAGUGGAGAGGAUAGUGUGCUCGUUGACGGGCUUCAUCCAUUUUGCUCAGGACAUUAAAGGGAAUGCUCUGAGUUUAACAGACGCCAACCUGCAGACCCGACUCUACAAACAGCUGACUGUCAUAGAGGACUCCUCCGUGAUCCUGCAGCAAACUGCCAGCAAGCUGAACACAGCAGGCUGGUCCCUCAGAACCAUCUGUCAGGAUCCAGGUCAAGUCCAGACACCUGACCAACUGGAUCGCUUUGUUCUGGUAGCACGAACUGUUCCAGAUGACGUCAAACACCUCGUGUCCAUCAUCUGUGCCAACAGCAAGCUUCUGUUCAAAACUCCUCCCAAAGAUUCAGACUCUGUCACCAACACAAGUCCUCCAGAGACCAAGAAGAGUCUGCUCAAGACUGAAGGACAGGCAGUGGAAGACAAUGAUGACUAUGUAGAACUACAGACAAAUGCUGAAGAAACGACCAUGGAGAGAAAAGAGAAGACACCAGUAAAAAGUGUCUCACCUGUCUCUACAACAGUUGAAAAGCAGUCUGAGUCCUCCAGCAGCACAGAGCAGCAGCCAUCUCCCCGGUCAGAGCACUGCCGGCUGUACUUUGGAGCUCUUCAAAAAGCCAUCGGAGGAUUUGUGGACAGCGUCAGCCUCGGCCAGCCACCAGAAAAGUUCAUCCCGCAGAGUAAGCUGGUGAUCAUGGUUGGCCAGAGGCUGGUGGACACCCUUUAUAAGGAGGCCCAUCAUCGAGGCUCCUGCCAGAUCCUCCUGUGUAAAAGCAACCACCUUUGUGCUCUUCUGAAGCAGCUGGCUGUGGCCACCAAAAAGGCAGCACUGCACUUCCCAGAUAGGCAGGUUCUGCUGGAGGCCCAGGAUUUUGCAAAGAUCCUGGCUCAAAAAGCGCAACAUUUCCGGACUUCACUGGACCUCUGAGGUCUGAGAACCGCUCUCAUGUCGUGUUCGUUCUUCAUGUAUGAACCAGCUCGCUGUUUGAGUUUCUGUUUCUAUCGUUUCUGAGCUACAACAAAAUAUAUUUUGAUAAAUAUUGAAUAAGAAUGAGUGUUGUGCUGUAGAGAAGAGUGGCAAUGAAAGGAUCCAGAGCAGUAACUGCACAGAGUAUAAAUUCAAAACAUUAGAGCAAAAUUACUAAAGGCUGUAAAAUAUCAUUUGCAAUUUUUGAAAAGUAUGAAAACAAUAAGGCUAUGAAUAUCAGGACAAAUAUGUGUAAAUAUAAAUGUAGUAAAAGACAGUAUAACAUGCUUUGUGAAUGAAAUAAAAGAGUAAAAUUGU